AUGAUACCCGAAUUAGAAAUAAUAAAUCAUCCGCAUGAUAAGGAGAACUGGGUCCUUGAAAAGAUCAACAUGAUAGUAGCAACCAUAGAAUGUGGUACGGAUGAAUUAUCAUCGGACGAAAAGGUGCGGAAUGCAUCGAGAAGUUUUAGACAAAUAUUCGAGAUACCACCUUCUGAAAGAUUUGUUAAUUGUAAGUGUAGUUUUGUUUGA
Mycotypha africana is the source of this 210-nucleotide messenger RNA. RefSeq lists its product as uncharacterized. NCBI's taxonomy places the organism in Eukaryota, Fungi, Mucoromycota, Mucoromycetes, Mucorales, Mycotyphaceae. Bases 1 to 210 code for a protein of 69 amino acids. The transcript is spliced from 2 exons. The record is from RefSeq and is a predicted model, not a curated record.